AGGGCCCCUGGGAAAUCCAGCCCCAGGAGUUCCAGAAUUUUGUAGAGAAUGGAAAUUAGGAAGGGGUAGAUGUAGCUCCUGAUGCUGUGCCUCCACUCCCACGUGAGGUGGCCGUACCCAAAGGCGAGGUUGUGAGCGACCUCCAGGGACUGCCAGUACUCGUCAGGGACAUCACUGGUCUGGACAAUGUACACCGACAACACUCGCCAGACCACGAGGUACCCAAACGCUCGUUUAUUCAUCCUCUCCUUCGGUGAUGUUUAAACAAACCCCGACUCCCUGGAGAUUAUUUUUGUUUACCUCUGGGGCACGAGGAGCUGCUGCACUCUGGGGGGCACCUGUCACACCUCAAAAGUCAUGUUUUCGUGUUUAUCUUUUCCUUUUGCCUGAUUUGUCGGUAAGUCGAGGUUAUUUUGGCAUCUGAAUGUCUCUGAUAGGCUGUAAACAAUCGUUUCACAACUACGUGGCAUGGGUGACGGUGUAAUCAACAAUUAGUAGUGAUUUGUGAAGUGAUAGGGCUCAUUCUGGAGGAUAUACUGAGGAGUUGCUGGAGGAAGUGGAUUUCUGUUGCAGGAGAGUGCCUGAGGGGAUGAUUGUUUAGUGGAUUGUUGGGGUGAUUGGCGACAACAAAUGCCGGAGAAGAGGAAGAAGAUGGGAACUCUGCGGGCGCUCAUUCUUGUUGGGGGGUAUGGGACCAGGCUACGCCCUUUGACGCUCAGCAGGCCAAAGCCACUUGUGGAAUUCGCGAAUAAACCCAUGUUGCUGCAUCAGUUUGAAGCUUUGGUAGCAUCGAACGUAACCGAGAUUAUCCUAGCGGUCUCCUACCGCGCCGAGGAGAUGGAGAAAGAGCUGUCAGCUGAGGCUGAAAAACUGGGAGUCAAUCUCAUAUUCUCCCACGAGAAAGAGCCCCUCGGCACUGCUGGUCCACUAGCUCUCGCAAAAGACAUAUUGUCCAAGAGCGAUGAGCCCUUCUUCGUCCUCAACUCAGACAUCAUCUGUGAUUUUCCAUUCAAACAGCUGUUCCAAUUUCAUAAAUCACAUGGAGGCGAGGGAACAAUUGUCGUGACCAAAGUGGAAGAGCCGUCCAAGUAUGGAGUUGUUCUUUACAAUAAAGAGGGAAGAAUUGAGAGCUUCAUCGAGAAGCCACAGGAAUUUGUUUCUAAUAAAAUUAAUGCAGGAAUUUAUAUAUUUAAUCCUAGUAUACUAAGCAGAAUUGAGCUGAAACCAACGAGUAUUGAGAAAGAGGUAUUCCCAGGGAUGGCCAGUGACAAUGUCCUGUACGCAAUGGAGCUCCAGGGCUUCUGGAUGGACGUGGGACAGCCCAAGGACUUCCUCAAAGGUAUGUGCCUGUACUUGGCCUCGCUGAGGCAGAAACAGCCCGAGAAGUUGUACUCUGGUGAUGGGGUCGUUGGCAAUGUCCUCGUGGACCCAACAGCAGUGAUUGGAAAAAAUUGUAGGAUUGGCCCUAAUGUUACUAUUGGUCCUGGGGUGGUUUUGGCUGAUGGGUGCUGCAUUAAACGCUCCACUAUUCUCAAGUCUGCGACGAUUAGGGAACACAGCUGGCUUGAUGGAUGCAUCGUGGGGUGGAGAUGUGUGGUGGGUCGCUGGGUGCGUAUGGAAGGCAUAACAGUUCUCGGGGAAGACGUUAUCGUCAAGGACGAGCUGUACAUCAACGGUGGACAAGUCUUGCCUCACAAGAGCAUCGCCAGUUCAGUCCCUGAGCCCCAGGUCAUCAUGUGACUCUACUCAUUCCUGAAAAAGGCAUUGAACUUUUUUUUGACUGAAGAAAAUCCAUUCUGAUGACAAUACCCCAAAAUAAAACAUUUAUAAUAUAAUAAUAUAUAUGUAUGCUAUAUUAUUAUAUUAUAAAUUUUACAAUAUAUAUUUUUCAUAUUAUUUUUCUGGAAAAUAUUCCGUGACGAGUCCAGGUGCAACUGCAAUCGGUUUUUAUAAAAUGUUUUCACGAGAAUAAUUUAUAAAAAUGUACACGAACUUUGUAAAAUAA
This is a messenger RNA of Diachasma alloeum, 2005 nucleotides long. RefSeq names its product mannose-1-phosphate guanyltransferase beta (gene Gmppb). Gene Ontology annotation, biological process: cell wall mannoprotein biosynthetic process; GDP-mannose biosynthetic process. The coding region runs from base 631 to 1740 and encodes 369 amino acids. Lineage: Eukaryota; Metazoa; Arthropoda; Insecta; Hymenoptera; Braconidae. Gene Ontology annotation, cellular component: cytoplasm. The transcript is spliced from 6 exons. The record is from RefSeq and is a predicted model, not a curated record. Gene Ontology annotation, molecular function: GTP binding; mannose-1-phosphate guanylyltransferase (GTP) activity.